Molecule: messenger RNA, 333 nt
Organism: Medioppia subpectinata
Lineage: Eukaryota; Metazoa; Arthropoda; Arachnida; Sarcoptiformes; Oppiidae
Source: the annotation of a GenBank genome assembly
AUGGCCAAUAGUUUGGAUUUCAAGGGCAAAGUAGCCGUCAUUACGGGCGCGAGCAGUGGUAUCGGUGAAGGAGUUGCCAAAUAUUUGGCCGAAUUGGGCGCUCAAGUGGUCAUCACUGGCCGUAACGCCAAUAAUCUAAACCGUGUGGCGAAAGCAUUGGAAGUGGUGGCCGACAUCACCAGAGAAGAGGACGCCCGACGUCUGGUCGAGGAGACGAUCGCCGCCUUUGCACGCAUUGAUAUACUGGUGAACAAUGCGGGCCAGUCGUGGCCGACGUCCAUAUUUGAUCCCAAAGUGGUUCAAAACUUUGACAAUGUUAUGGAUCUGGACCUG